Cladophialophora psammophila CBS 110553 is the source of this 3768-nucleotide messenger RNA. RefSeq lists its product as uncharacterized. Gene Ontology annotation, molecular function: protein heterodimerization activity. The transcript is spliced from 2 exons. NCBI's taxonomy places the organism in Eukaryota, Fungi, Ascomycota, Eurotiomycetes, Chaetothyriales, Herpotrichiellaceae. Bases 1 to 3768 code for a protein of 1255 amino acids. The record is from RefSeq and is a predicted model, not a curated record.
AUGGCGCAACUACGGAGCAUGGGGUCAGGAACGGACGUCCUGUCCAUGUCUGCGAAAUCUACAAGAGCCACGCUCCCUCACGUAACAGCUCCUCCUUCAUAUGUCUCGGGCCCCGAAGCAGAGAAGUUGGUACACGCAGAGAUCGAAUGUCUAGUCAAGAUUUCGCACGGCGCGAUCUACUUGCUCAAUGGCUUUCUGGAUCAGAUACUCUACGACAUUUUGUCCAAAUCGCAGUCGACCGCAUUGGGCGCGGUCCGAGCUGCAGUCCCGUUGGUAUUGAGACAAAGAUUGGGACGUGCAGCAAUAAAAGCUGCUGACGAGGAAUUGCAAGACUAUUUGGAAGAAGACGAGCUGGAGAAUAUUCAAACCCACCCUGCUGUCCUUGAUCCCAGAGCAGAAUUCGAUGUUGAGCUUGCCUGGAAACUCACCAGGUUGCGCUGUAUGGUUUAUGCUAAACUGGGAGACAUGGAAGAGGAAGACGAGGAGGACUUCCUGGAGGGCGAUGACGUGAGGGACCAUUUGAACCAAGCGAAAGAGGCGUACAGAUCCUCUGCAAGAAUCUCACCACCCUCUGCAAUCUUCCUAACAACAGUCCUUGAGUUUCUCGCCGAGCAAGCCCUAUGUAUCGCUGCUCAACACGCAAAGAAACGAGCCAUGUACCUCAAAGAUCCAGCUCGAGAGGCGAUUCCAAUCCAGCAUCACCCAGACCCAGAUGGCAUGCUCCUGGAAGAGAUAGAUAUGUCGGGCAUCGGCAAAGAAGGGCCCCUGAUCCGACUCUGGCGGUCAUGGAAGGGCAGUGUGCGAAGUGGUGGCAGCAUGUCCUCCCGUCCUACGACACCCAAUAUCAUGUCGCCGAUAAGCCCAGAGUCUCCCAUGCAAGAAUGGAAGUUCCCCUCCGCUCCAGUAAUCCCUCCGAUCCAGGAAGAAGGAAGCAGAUCCGUUACGCCGGCAAAUGUACCUCUGCCAAUGACCGAACGUGAUGUUGAUGAGAUAGAGGUACCAGGGCUGGCGCCUACUUUCGAGGAAAUCGAGACCAAGGAGCAACGCCCUAUUCCUGGAGACCGAAGGCCCACGAGUAUGCUAAUCAUGCCUGGCCAGUUCCCAAGUUCGGCGUCUACAGAAGAUGUUUCAGAAAGGCCGUCCGCAAGCAGACGGAGGUCAAGAUCGGUGCCUACCUCGCCAAAAACCUUUUCCGGUUCACAGCAGGGGACACAGCCAGGACCUUCCGCCCCUCUUACCAUUCAUGGAUCUAAGGGGCAAACAGGCGCCACGGAGAAAGUAGAAAAUGAUGAUGUUCGACAGCAUGAGGAGCAAGACAGACCUAGUUUGCGUUCAACAGCGAUUGGCGCCACUGUCGCCACCAUCGCUGGGGCACUCAACGUAGAAGCAGCCAAAGCUUUCCGAAGAGGACGACUGAGUUAUGAUUUGACUUCAGCAGUCUCCCCUGAAUCUGCUGGAGAACAAAGAUUGUUAAAUAGCACAAUCGAUGAGCUCGAUCGGAUGAAUAUCCCAAUGCAAGCGCCAACAACUGACCUUGAUGAGGCGCAGGCAGAAUUGGGUGACCCGGAAGAUCUAGCUUUAAGCUUCAGCGAUGAAGGAAGAGGUGAGGCCGGAAAUGAUCACACGAAUCCCAGGGACUCUGGAUUCAGUGUUGCUGGCCCUGUGAACGAAGUUCAUGAGCAUGACCAGGAAGCUGCCCCAGACGGAGACCCGUCGAUAUCCAAUCACCAUGAUUACGAAGAGGCUCAGGCGGAAAGUGUAACCGCCGCCCGCGCCAGUUCGAGGUAUUCGAAUUUGGGAUAUGCGACGAUCUUCCAGACGCCGGAUGCGAGUAUAGGCCACAGCGACCCGAAUGCUACCCGGUUUAAUGACCCUGUUGCGAAUUCACCUACCACACAACCCAACAUGACAUCUGCAUGGCCAGCGGUAAUUCCUAACAGGGGAUCCUCGUUGGACCGGCAGAGGUCCGAACAUUUGCAAACUGAGAUGCGAUUGCCUCAACAGUUGCCGUCAUCCUACCAUUCAUCCGAACAUGAAGAGGCAGCCGAACAACCACAAGAGUUACCCCCACGAUACGCGACCUCAGCCUCGGCCACGCAGAACGGCCGUGCAAGAAGCGGAAGCGCGAAGGACGGAAGACCAUCCACCUCAGGUUCUACGACAGUUAGACGGCAACACAUUCGGCUGCGGUCAGAUAAUGAGGAAGUAAGGCCGCGAGAGGACUUGGACAGGGCAAAGAAGAGUCUUGAUCUUUUGAUUGACAGCGACGAAACGCUCCAUUACACUCUGACGCCUGCGUCUGCCACUGUGGGAGCAAAAGUAAAAGUCAAAAGCCAGACUCAGGAAUUGGCAGACUUCUUCAGAACCACUGCGCCACCCGGAGAAGAAGUCCGCCCAAAGUCGUCUCGUUCUGCGAAAGACGGUCUCCGAGCGAACCCUCCUACUCCAACUACUACCAGGCUGUCUCAGCCCCAGACGCCUGGUCAACAAUCUGCCGGCUCACCCUCCAAGCCGAAGAAUCGUCUGGGCGAACCGCGAGAGGCUAGGAUGGUGCGAAACAAUACACGAGAUCUCGCUGAUUAUGCGCGUUCUACCGGCCCAGAACAUGAGACGCAGCUUCCCAAAUUGCUUAGCCCACGCCCUGCUACUGCUCAAACCAGCCGGACGGAUUUGUCUCUGAGAGAAAAGGUCUUCGGCGUGGACAAUGAGAAUCGCCCUAGCACAACAUCUGGGAAGCCUAUGAGCCGGUUGAAGUACCAGGCCAGAGAUGCUAGGGGACCGCGAACGGCCGAAAGCUCGGAUCUGAUUGAUUUUAUCAGAGAAGGCCCCCCACGAGCUGCCGGAGAACAUCGUAUAGAUCGGAACGUUGCCCCGUUUCGAACAACCAUGGAUUCUGACGAUCUGAACGCGCUAGCCCCUCCACCUGAGCUUGACGCCAAGGGACGCAACUCUGACGGCAGCGCCCAAGAAAGCGCAAUGACGGUCAAAUCGAUGCCUUCAUCCAUGAAUUCGCGCACUGGUUUACUAGAAUCGACGAAUCGUGCGGGCGGAAAGUUCACGAAUGGGUUGGGACCCUCUGCCACUGCUAUAUCGAAACAGCCCGUCAUUCCCGAAACGGACGGCAUGCCAAAGAGGACUCGAACGAAAGUCAAAGAUCCAUACGCGAUUGAUUAUUCCGAUGAAGAAGAUGAAAUGGAAGAGAUAUACGAUCCGCCGAAGCGAAGAACUGGCGAGGAAUCACUUGUUGAUUUCCUAAGAAAUACCGCUCCUCCACCUGGUAUGACGACGCAGCCAAUCCUUGCUGCAAUACCCAACCCUACUCAGCCGGAUCCUGCAAGCAUGGUGAGACAAUCAACGAAUAGCUCCAAGUUGAAAGAUUUUCUACCUGGUGGCUCAGCUUCAUCGGCCAAGAAUAACCCGCAUGCAAGCGGGAACGACGCAACGACCACCACAAGGCCGACCAACGGUGCACGCGCAGAAUCUCCUCACCUCACACAAGUUGGUUCAAAGAUGGACAAAUACAGGCCUACAACAACCACACAUGCUGCGCAUGUAGAGAAAAACAGACAGAAAAUGCGCGUUCAACCGAGAGAUGCUACCACGAAUUUGAAUGGCGGUGGUACUGCAGAUCUAGCUGCGUACCUGAAGAGUUCGGGACCACCGCUAGGCAUGAAUGAGAAGCCGCCACAGAAGUUUGUGGGUUUGGGUCAGAAGGAUCAGGCAGGAUUUCUGAAGUUUUUCCAGCGGAGGGGAAGUGUGAGAAAGUGA